CAGCAGCAGGAGUCAUUUGACGCCACCAUGCAGGAUCAGGUCUCAUGGAACGAUAUUCAGCCGGUCUUGCAUCAGACACACUGUGAGCUGGUAUCUGCGACCACUCGGCUCUGGAACACGAUCGAUGCUCUUCAGAAUCGUAGACCGGCGCCCUAUUUGCCUGGCUCUGAAGUAAUUCACGGAACUUGGCCCGACCAGGAUGGCCCGCUGGGGAAUUUGGGUCACAAUGCCCUACCCGGAUUCUCCGCAUCGAGUAAUUACCCACUUGUUACUCAGCAGGUGCCAGCUCCAACCAACCAGUAUGAAUCGCUUGUGUGA
Molecule: messenger RNA, 318 nt
Organism: Penicillium arizonense
Lineage: Eukaryota; Fungi; Ascomycota; Eurotiomycetes; Eurotiales; Aspergillaceae
Exons: 1
Source: RefSeq, a predicted model, not a curated record